GUAAAUUAUGUACCACGCCAUUUCUGGAAAUAAACCCAUUUCCUACCUCUCCUUGGGGUAAUUAAGGGAGUUUAUGUUUCUGGUUAAUCAAGCCGUUCCUUGCUAGCAUGUUUAAUUAGCUUACUUGAUGGCAAGGCAUCCGUAGUUCUAGGGAAGAAUUCUAGCUGUUGCUAUGUAGCUAAUGAAACAUGCUAGUAAGUUGCGCCGCCGAUUCAGGGAGCCAGAGAAAGGUGACGCUCAUUUAUUUAAAUCAAAGGGAGGUGGGAAAUUAGUUUAUUUCCCGAAAUUGUACAGUAUUGCUUUUUCAUCAAACAAAUGCCUUCUUCGUUAGAUUUAGAACAAGAUGAUGACCGGGACGAGACGGGUAGUCUGGCUGACUCAGAGGCUAGCAGCACUUGCUCCCGUUUACCUCUGGCUUCUAUUUUCGUCGAGGCAGGCAGAAAUAAAAUGUCCCAGGCAAAGGUAGAAGAAUGUCACCGGGCAGUUACCAAAUUUGUUGUUAAGGGUUUGCACCCAUUUUCUACAGUAGACGCCCCUGAAUUUCGGGAGAUGACAAAGGUUCUCAAUCCAAAAUACAAAGCCCCCAGCAGGGAAAGCUUAACCAACCACUUAAUCCCUGCUUGGUAUGGUGUGGAAAAGGGAAAUGUGAUCUCUGAACUGAAAACAGUGUCAAAGGCAGCUAUCACGGCUGAUGGGUGGACAAGCUUUUGUCAGGAUCAUUAUCUCACGGUUACUCUGCACUACGUGAGCAAUGGCCAGGUAAAGGAAAAGGUCCUAAAAACCAAAGCCGUGUACCAAUCUCAGACAGGCUCAGCUGUAGCAGAGGAGAUUGAUUACAUUUUAGAAGAAUAUGGUGUACGGGAAAAGGUUGUGGCAGCAACUGUAGACAAUGCAGCGAACAUGGAUGUAGCCAUCAAACAGCUGCAAAUUGUCAAAUUUCCAUGCUUCGCUCAUACGCUGAACCUGGGAGCGCAAAAGCUGUACAACUGCACUGCCAUAUCCAAUUGGGCAGCACGAGUUCGAGCAGUUGUUGUCUGGAUGAAGAGGUCCCACAUGGCAAAAGUUGUUCUUAAAGAGAAACAAGACUUGCUCAAGCUGCCCAAGCACAUGCUCCUCCUGGAUGUAAGGACCAGAUGGAAUUCCCUCUAUUUGAUGAUGGAGAGAUUCACCGAGCAGUUCCCUGCUAUCCAGGCUGCAGCCAUAGAUCCACGCAUAAGAAGACCCAUGGAGAAGGAAAGGUUGGACAGAAUAGGCAACGAGGACUUAAGGAAAGCAGAGGAGUUUGUGCAUCUCAUGCGGAAGCAUUACACCUCCACACUGGCCGUCUCCAGCGACAAAAGUGCAACCUGCGGUGAGAUUUUGCCCAUCUUGCAGAAGCUGGAGCAACAGUACACUGUGCAGGAAGGUGACUCUGCGUUCACAAGGAGCAUCAAGGAGAACAUUUGGAAGGAUCUCUCCAAACGCUACCAGGGAACUGACAUUCAGAGAUUCCUGGAGGAAGCCACCAUCUUGGACCCCAGAUUUAAAUACAAAGUGAAAAGUGAUGCAGUCUGCGACAGGAUCAGGGAAGCUGCAAUAACAGCAAAUACAGUGGCAGCAAGAGAUGAGCUCCCAGGGGAAGGAGAGACACAGAGGGAAGGCUGCGAAGAUGGGGAGGAGGAAGAAGUAGAGGAACACUAUGCACUGCCACCACCAUCAAAAAAGACAGCCUUGGAAGAACUAUUCGAGGAGGAGGACAACGAGCUGCAGUCAAUCCGUGAAUCACAGCCCCGUCUUUCCCUGGCUCAGAAGGUGGAUCAGGAAAUCCAGUUCUACAAAAGCCUGCCCUCCAUCCCCUGCAGGGAUAGCGCCGCACUGUGGUGGUGGAACAAGCAGGAUACGCUGCCCUUGCUAUCUGGACUGGCUGAAAACUACCUCUGUGUGCAGGCUUCCUCCACCCCAUCUGAGAGGGUGUUCUCCACGGCUGGAGACACCAUAAGCCCCGAAAGAUCCCGUAUCCUUCACACACACACACACACACACACACACAGUGCUUGUGAUUACAUUGUUCUUGUAAUUACAUGAUUCAGUAUUUGUUAUUUGUUGUUAUUUGUUACAUUUUCUUGUACAGAAAAGCAGAUAUGUUCAUCUGCAAAAGAACUGUUAAUUUUUUUUACACACACACACACACACACACACACACACUACUUGAGUGCGCGCACACACACACACACACACACACACACACUUGUUAUUAGAGAUUAAUAAGUAACUGUCACAAUAGAAUAUUUUUCAUUAAAACAAAGAUAAAUGUUACAUCAAACUGUUUAUUCUCCUUUUUCCCCCAAAUUGGAAUCGAUAAGAGAAUCGAUAAGGAAUUGAAUCGUUUCACAGAAUCGAUAAGGGAAUCGGAAUCGUAAAAAUCUUAUCAAUUCCCAUCCC
Messenger RNA from Eleginops maclovinus (Patagonian blennie), 2421 nucleotides. RefSeq names its product E3 SUMO-protein ligase ZBED1-like. Bases 316 to 2064 code for a protein of 582 amino acids. Gene Ontology annotation, molecular function: protein dimerization activity. The record is from RefSeq and is a predicted model, not a curated record. The transcript has 7 exons. NCBI's taxonomy places the organism in Eukaryota, Metazoa, Chordata, Actinopteri, Perciformes, Eleginopidae.